AGGAAUUCCUGCAAUCUUUUCUCUGAGUCCACCUUAAAAGGGUCAACGAAGUCCGAUGACUUUUGGAUCGUCGCUCCCAUCGGCUCACUUACCGGAUGCCAAACAUCUGGAGGUUUAUAAGCAGGCCUUUGCCAGCGAGAGCAACACAAGUCCUCAGCCCUCGACAUGAAUCCAGUUCUGGUGACGCUGGCCUGGUCCCUGGUGGUCUCGGUGCGGGGCCAGUCGCCGUCGCACGACCACCGGGACAUGGGCUGGGUGAACGGCUUUCGCCAAGGUUUCAGCUUCCAGUGCCCCCACGGCGAGGCCCUGGUGGCCAUCAGGAGCUACUUCAGCGCCGCCGACGGUUCCGACCGCCUCUGGUCCUUCGAGUGCCAGCCCACGCCUGAGGGGCUGGGACCCCCCACCGACUGCUGGUGGGACGACAUCAACCGUGCAGGCUUGGAGUGGACUUCUAAGUGCACCCGUAACGGCCUGGUGGCGGGCGUACAGAGCAAGUACUUUGAGAGCGUCCUGGACCGGGAAUGGCAGUUCUACUGCUGCUACCAUAAACGCCGAUGUCCAUACUCCUGCAUGAAGACCAAUGACAUUCCGGAACAACACCAAGAAGAGGGCGAGCUGGUUGUUCCCAGCUACGGCUACUUCAUCCGAGGAGCUCAGACCACCUUCAGCGGAGUGCUGAGGGAUCGCCAGUGGAAGUACAUCCUGUGCAGGAUGACCGACUUCGACUGUGAAUUUGAGAAUUUAUAGACACGUCCAAGAAACACGUCAUAUUUACCUGUUAGAUAAUGACAACCAUGUGGUUCGUGCAGUUACUUUUUAUGGGCCAACCACAGGCCCGUAUAAUCCACAUUUACUUGCAUGCACAUAAAAAUCUAAAAACGUUAAAAGAACAAUUGUCAUUAAGUUGUGGUCAGUUACAGGAAGUCCCAUUCACGUAUGUUUGACGACUAUACAUAUAUUGUUCUUUAACCGAAAGAUUAAAAGUGUCACUUUUUUGUCAUUCAA
This is a messenger RNA of Phycodurus eques (leafy seadragon), 1005 nucleotides long. RefSeq names its product dermatopontin (gene dpt). Lineage: Eukaryota; Metazoa; Chordata; Actinopteri; Syngnathiformes; Syngnathidae. Gene Ontology annotation, molecular function: extracellular matrix structural constituent. The coding region runs from base 166 to 747 and encodes 193 amino acids. The record is from RefSeq and is a predicted model, not a curated record. Gene Ontology annotation, biological process: collagen fibril organization. The transcript has 4 exons. Gene Ontology annotation, cellular component: extracellular matrix.